AAAAAAAGAUAAACAGUUUGCCAAUUCAUUAGAGAGAAAAAGAAGCUGAAAAUGGAGAGGCUAUUAGGGAUGUCAAAGGAACUUCUUGUUUACUGCCAAAAGGUAUUCUCUUAUAAUGAUUCACGCCUUGAUAAUCUAGAUGAAGUAUUUACAAGUUUUUGUAGAACUCCGUUGCACAUAGCAGCUAUGAGGGGUGACAUUAAAUUUGCUAAACAAAUCCUAUCUUUGAGACCUGAUCUUGCUUUGAAACAAGACUUGAAUGGAUUUACUCCACUUCAUCUUGCUUCAGCAAGAUUCAGUAUCAAGAUGGUGCAACUGUUGUUAAGGGGUAAUAGAGGAAUUGAUGCCUGUAUAGUUCAAGAUCAACAUGGACGAACGCCGCUACACCUAGCAGCUAUGCAAGAUCGAGUUAGGAACAUGAAAGUACUAAUGGAAGAAUGCCCAGAAGCGAUUCACCUAAAGAAUGAUCAAAAUGAGACUAUUCUUCACUUUUGUGUUAAAAUUAAUACUAAUAUCAGUACCCUUGGACUGGUAAUAAAGAAAUUGGUUCUUGCACAACCGUCCGAUCUGAAUCAUAUAUCAGUCAACUCCAGGGACAAUGACGGCAACACAAUCUUGCACCUGGCUGCAGAAACGGGGAAUAGGAAGAUUGUUGAUUAUUUAUUGAACAACAACAAUAUAAGAAUUGACACAAAUGCCGUAAACAAUAAUAACCUCAAAGCUUUGAGUAUGUUAUCACCAGCCCAAAGGGAUGAAUUGGAGAUUGGAUUUUAUGAUAACAGUCUUGAACAGCGUGCAGUGAAGCAUGAGCAUAAAACUAAUUCCAAAGAUGGUGAUAUCAAACAUAAAAAGCUAAAAGAGAGGACAAACACAGCAAUGGUGGUGGCUACAUUAAUAGCAGGAAUUGCUUUUCAAGCUGCAAUGAACCCGCCAGGAGGGGUUUGGCAAGAUGAUUCAAAAGUUGACUCCGGUAAAGACCCUAUUACCUUUACUUACUACCUUAAUCGAAUGUAUGGAUCUACGAUCACAUGUAGUUUGGAUUCUUACUUACAAGAAGGCUGCAAAAGGGAUGGGGUAAGUCCUAAUAAUGGUAGUUAUUGGGUAGAAAAGGAGAAACGUUAUUCUGGUAUUAGUUUUGUUGCCCCGAAUAGUACAAAAAAUAAAGCUACUGCUCUAGAUCAUGCUAGAAUUUUUGUCUAUGAUCUAAUGUCUACUAUUUGGUGGGAGGAAUCGCCUUCAGAUUUAUACAUGAUGACCAAGGGAUUAAUAUUAAGAGAUUUCAACUCUACUAAAGUUGUUUCCAACUACAGUAGUAGUGAUAGUGAAAGCAAUGGUGGUAAUUUUUUCCCUUAUAUAAUGCGGUACGCUGGAUAUCCCAUAAUGGCUUAUUCACACCCAGCUAUGUACAUGAUUUACAUGACUAGCAGCGGUGUUGCGUUUUUCGUAUCUCUGUGUAUAAUUUUAUUGGCCACAUGUGGGUUUAUAAGCGAUACGUCUCCUACUCAGGCAAGAUUUCUUGGAAUGUUGAUGUGCAUUUCAAUCCUAUCUGUCAGCCACAGCUAUGUUUGUCUUAUAGUAACUUUGCUGCCAGGAUUUUAUACAGAAAGGUUAGAAUUCUUGGUAUUUUGUUCAUACACUGCAGUCUGCUGCAUCUGCGGAUUUUGUUUUUACAUUUGGAGUUUGAUAUCUAAGGUGGUUAAGCUACGAAAGAGGCACCUUUUCGGAAUUAAUAUCCGUGAUGCGAUAUGUGUUUGGGCACUUUGGGACAAAGAUUCUAUGGUUGUGGUCAUAUUUGCAAUUUCGACAAUGUUUUUCGUUGGUUUUUCAUUAGUCUUGUUAUACACUAGCUUUAUGGUUACCUUUUUUGGAUCCUAUUUUAGGGAUUUUCAGAUUAUUAAUUAAUGUGUAAUUAUAAGAACAUGAAAAUUAGUUUUGUUUGGUGAUAAUGAUGUUGAAGAACAGAAAAUCGUAAGCUAAGAGAAAGAACUUUAAAGUUUGUGAA
Molecule: messenger RNA, 2002 nt
Organism: Papaver somniferum (opium poppy)
Lineage: Eukaryota; Viridiplantae; Streptophyta; Magnoliopsida; Ranunculales; Papaveraceae
Exons: 2
Coding region: 52-1902 (616 amino acids)
Cellular component (GO): plasma membrane
Molecular function (GO): protein phosphatase regulator activity; protein phosphatase 1 binding
Source: RefSeq, a predicted model, not a curated record